AGAAUGCACUGUCCUACAGCUUCAUAUCAAGUGCCACUACGCUCUUCUGGCCUUGCAAGAGUUCGACUACAUUCCAUUUACACUUCUGCGCUGUUUCCUUGCUUGCCUCCCGGAAGUUCAUUGAGUCCGUAUCUCAGAGCACUCGUGAAAUCCUUCCACAAUGGCCGCAGCAUCAGCGAUGAUGUCCGGAUCCGUGGUCUCGGCUCCCUCACGCGCCACCGAGCUGUCCUCCUCUGCAGCUUUGGGUGAUCGACAGGUCUCGUUUGCUCCUGUUCGCAACGCGACUGCGAGUCGGAGCCGCGUCGUGGCCGUGAAGGCCAACUAUUCCGAGGACGAGCAGCCCUGCUUCGCCAAGGUGGUUCUGGGCUCCGCUCUGGCAGCGGGUCUGGCCGUCACCCUGGCUGGAUCUGCCCUCGCCGCUUCAGGCCCUGGAGCCGACGGAGCCGAGCGCACGGCUCGCAAAGCCGACGAACUGCUGCAAGCUGCAGAUGAUUUUAUCAAGAACGAUUCUCCUCAGCGAUUCGGCCCGGAGAGGGGUCUCGGCAACGGCGUAGCCAAGGAGGAUGAAGACCGCUUCUCCCAGAAAGCCGGAAGUGGAGCCAUCCCUGAACUCCAGGACGCCACCAGCACCCAAAUCUCUGGAAUUCAGGCUUCGGGGACCCAGGGAUCCGUGCCCACCCAGACUGCACAAUGAGCUCCUCUAUGUGUCGAUUUGUACAAGACUUUGAUUUGUAUCGAUUAGUUGAUGUGUAGUAGGCUUUGAGAAGUAAGUCAUGCCAGAGUUUGGCAAAUUCGCAAGAAGACUUGCACCCACUUGUAACAUUGACAGCCAGUAAACGAGAACGCAAUUCUUUAUCGAACCACAA
Messenger RNA from Physcomitrium patens, 866 nucleotides. RefSeq lists its product as uncharacterized. Lineage: Eukaryota; Viridiplantae; Streptophyta; Bryopsida; Funariales; Funariaceae. The record is from RefSeq and is a predicted model, not a curated record.